Messenger RNA from Microsporum canis CBS 113480, 225 nucleotides. Its product is annotated as RNA polymerase II transcription factor B subunit 5. NCBI's taxonomy places the organism in Eukaryota, Fungi, Ascomycota, Eurotiomycetes, Onygenales, Arthrodermataceae. Gene Ontology annotation, biological process: transcription initiation at RNA polymerase II promoter; nucleotide-excision repair. Gene Ontology annotation, cellular component: transcription factor TFIIH core complex. The record is from RefSeq and is a predicted model, not a curated record. The coding region runs from base 1 to 225 and encodes 74 amino acids. The transcript is spliced from 3 exons.
AUGCCCCGGGCUGUCAAAGGCGUGUUGAUUGAGUGCGACCCGUCUGUCAAGGCGAUCAUACUUAAAUACGACAAGCUCCAGAAUAAUGAGUAUAUCGUUGAGGACUUGGAAGGCGAUGACCGAUACCUAGUCAUCAAGGAAAGCCAGCUUGCCAGCCUUAAGAUUCGGCUGGCAAAGGAACUUGACGGGAAACUCAUGCAGCCUGAGGAAUCCGAGUCAGAGUAG